Molecule: messenger RNA, 3816 nt
Organism: Spodoptera frugiperda (fall armyworm)
Lineage: Eukaryota; Metazoa; Arthropoda; Insecta; Lepidoptera; Noctuidae
Exons: 3
Coding region: 1-3816 (1271 amino acids)
Molecular function (GO): catalytic activity
Source: RefSeq, a predicted model, not a curated record
AUGGAACUGAACAAAAAUAAAAUUAAAAAAAUUGAUGAUAAGGAGGUGGAAAAAGGAAUUUCGAGCAAGGACAGAUCAUGUUCGGGUUCGAAAGGGAUGAUGACGCGGUCACAUUUUAAGCGACCAGCUACACCAAUGGGAGGUGCAAUAAGCGACAGUGGCGAGUCAGACUGCUCGCAAAUGUCAGCUGUAUCUCAAAAGUCGACAGUGUCUACACGUGCACGUAAGCGCACUCGGACGACGGAUACGUCUGACCAGGCUUCGGUUGUAAACUUGCCUGGUGUAGAUAAAAACUCCUUGGAGAAGCUAACCAAGGAGAACGCAGAAUUGCGAGCACAAAUAGCUUGCCUCCAGGAAGCAGUGGUUGAGCUAAAAAACCAACUUAAAACAUUGUCUCAGCAGGGUGAAAUACCAGAGACACAAGCUUCAACCAGUGGCGGCUUGGCACCAGAUACUGUGGCUCAGCUCCGACGUUCAAUUGCAGUAGAGAUUGGAGGCAUGAUGGACGCGAAGCUGGCUGCUCUAGAGGAUAGGUUGUUGCCAGAGAGGAGGCUACGCCCAGCUCUCGCCUCGGACGCCAGGACUCCUACGGUUUUUUCUCCUCCAGUCCAGACGGAGGCGAAAGCCAAUAAGAAGAAAAAGAAAAAGAAGAAAGGCCAAGCAUCUACGCCGGUUGUGCCAGAGUCGUCAGCGGUAUCUACACCCACUGUAUCGGUACCGAAUAGACAAACUACGAAAGCAGUUUCCCAAGAAACUUGGUCGCUAGUGGUAGGCCGUAAAGCCAAAAAAGUAAAAACGCCGCAACCUGCUGACCUAUCUGCUCAGUCACGUAUCCAAUCUAUGCAGAAAAAACAGCGGGUUAAACUGCCGAAGGUUCCUACUUCUGCAGCCAUCUCUAUAUGUGUAAAGGAAGGAGCAACUGUCGGCUUAGGAGAAGUAAUGUCAGUGGCAAGGAGACAAAUUAACAUUGUCGAAUUGGGUAUUACCACUGAUUUAUUACGAGAGAAACGUGCCGCGGAUGGUGGAAUCGUGCUGAUGAUAUCAGGCCAGGACUCAGCCUCCAAAGCUGAUGGCCUUGCUACACGCAUGAGAGAGGUCCUUGGUGACUUUCCUGUCGUAAUAAGACGGCCAACUAAAAUGGCAGAAGCAAGGGUCAUGGAUCUGGAUGACGCCAUAACUCCAGAAGAGGUUGUUGCGGCUAUAGCGAGGGUAGGUGGAUGUUCCGCUGAGGACGUCAAAAUUGGCGAAAUCCGGCGACCACCAACUUCCUUGGGUCACGUAUGGGUGCGUGGGCCUCUGGCGGCUAUGAAGAAACUGGCGUCUGACAAGCGCAUGCCAUUAGGUUGGACGUGCAGGCCCUCUAGAGGAAAUGGACACAUCACCUUCCCAGCCCUGAGAGUGCUCCAGUGCAACCUGAACCACUGCCGCAGUGCGCAGAAUUUAUUCCUGCAAACUGUCGCGGAAUGGUCAGUUGCAUUGGCGGUAGUGGCUGAGCCCUAUGGUCUCCAGGAUCACCCUCGUUGGUUUCGGGAUUCCGUUGACUCAGUUGCGAUUUACUGGGCUGGUGGAAGCGGUGGGCCUCACUGCUGUCUUUUAGAUAGCGGGCAGGGAUUUGUCGCUGUAGAGUGGGGACCAAUAGCUGUAGUGGGCUGUUACGUGUCCCCAAAUAUUUCGCUACAGGAAUACGAGGCAUAUCUGGAUGGAAUUGCGAAUUGCAUCCGGUGCAAAUGCUCACCCCGUCCGGUAUUAGUCUUGGGAGAUUUUAAUGCCCACUCUAGAGCAUGGGGUAGUACCCGGGACAGGCCAAGGGGCCACGCAGUACAGGACUGGGCGGCUUCACUCGACCUCCGAUUAUUAAAUCGAGGGUCUGUUCCCACCUGCGUCAGGUGGCAAGGGGAGUCAAUUGUAGACCUCACAUGGGCGACUCCUUCUCUUGCCUCUAGGAUAGUGGAUUGGAGAGUGGCUGAGGAAAUUGUCACACUUUCCGACCAUCGACACAUAGUGUUUGACGUAGCGACCAGUCUGGCCGAUGGUCGAAGUGGUGCAACUUCAAAUCCGCCGACACGACGUUGGGCCCUCAAAAAGCUCGAUAGAGAAAUGCUCAUCGCAGCUGCCAACGUCGUCGCCUGGCCAGAAGAGAGUUCGCAGGGGAUCUCGCCCGAUCCGGAAGGGGAGGCAGUCUGGUUCCGAGAUAAAAUGGCAUCAAUUUGUGACGCGUCUAUGCCUCGAAUCAGGUGCGGUCAGCGUCCGGGAGCGGCUUACUGGUGGUCGGCAGACAUUGCGCAUUUGCGUUCUGUCUGCCUCAGGCUCCGACGCCAGUUCCAGCGUGCUCGACGCAGAAGACAGCCGAGUGCUUCUGAAGAGCAGAUAACCAGAGCCUACCGAGAGUACAGGGAUGCAACUAUGGCACUCCAGCGCGCCAUCUUAGAUGCCAAGUCUCGAUCCUGGAAAGAACUCCUCGAGGGGCUGAACAGGGAUCCUUGGGGAAGACCAUAUCGUUUGGUCAUGGGGAAACUCCGUCCGUGGGUACCUCCCCUUACGGAGACUAUGGAUCCGGAUCUGCUGGAAAGGGUGAUAAGCACGCUCUUUCCAGUAGUGAGAGACAGUCCCUCACUGCCCCUACCUUCAGACUGGUCCUCUGACUUGGGGGUAACCGAAGGGGAGUUGGGUCGAGCCGUGCGUCGAAUGAGUGUUCGUAAUACCGCACCUGGCCCGGAUGGUGUUCCUGGCCGAGUGUGGGCUCUGGUUAUGCAUGCUCUUGGGAACCGCUUGCGUCGACUGUUCGACAGCUGCCUCCAAACAAGCGUGUUUCCCAUUCCCUGGAAGGAGGCUGGAUUGGUCCUCUUGAAGAAGCAAGACAGGCCCGCGGAGUCUCCCUCUGCAUAUCGUCCCAUCUGCCUGCUCGACGAGGUUUCCAAGCUCUUUGAAAGAGUGAUUGCUAAAAGGCUCGUUGAGCACCCGUCGCGUGUUGGUCCCGACCUGUCUGAAUGUCAGUAUGGUUUCCGGCAGCAGCGUUCCACAAUAGAUGCGAUACUGCGCGUCCGCUCGCUGUCGGAUCAGGCAGUUUCUAGGGGUGGGGUUGCGUUGGCGAUAAGCCUAGAUAUCGUCAACGCUUUUAAUUCCCUACCCUGGAAGGCAAUCAGGGAGGCCCUAGUUCACCAUAGGGUCCCUCCUUAUUUGCAGAACAUUGUCGGGGCCUACCUACGUGACCGGCGCAUCCGCUAUGUGGGCCGGGACGGUAGCGUUCAGCAGAGGGAAAUUACGUGCGGAGUUCCACAAGGAUCGGUAUUGGGUCCUUUAUUGUGGAACCUCGCUUACGAUGCCGUCUUGCGUGUCGAUCUUCCCGCUGGCGUCCAUGUUGUGUGUUAUGCAGAUAACACUUUGGUUAUGGCCAGUGGGAAUUCCUUUGAGGAGACCAUCCGGCUUUCAGAACUCGGUGUGGCAAAAGUCGUGGCCUCAAUCCACGAACUAGGCUUAAAGAUAGCGCCUCAAAAAACGGAGGCGCUGUGGUUUCACAAGCUGCCGAGGACCAGGGAGCCGCCUAGUUUGUCGGUACGAGUCGGAGAUACGCAAGUCCAGCACACGCUUGAGGAGUGCACAGCAUGGGAAUCUGAGCGGCGGGUCCUAGUUGCCAGGAUCGGGCGAGACCUGUCUCUGCCAGCAGUUAUUACAGCUAUGCUGACAGAGGCAGAAAACUGGAGAGAGGUGGCCUCCUUUUGUGAGACUGUAAUGUCCCAAAAGGAGGCGGCCGAGCGGGAUCGUGAGAGGGAUCCCACCCGUAGAAGGCGUCGAGGUGGCAACCACCGCGGCGCCUAA